AUGGAAACAGAGUGCGAGAGCAUUCAGUGGGAUGAAGGGCUGCUCUAUGAUUACUAUGUCGGUCCUGAACAUGGCUCCGAGGUAUUCGACUUGUUCGUUCAGUGGUUGUACACUCAGGAUUAUCGCGAGGAACAAGGCCUGGUACAAGGCUUUGGUUUCCAGAGCUUGCAAAUCGUUACUCUUCCACACCACGGCCUGGAACCUGAAGACCUACUGGAUUGGGGCAUCAAGGCAGCCAUCGCAUGCUGGGAACUAGGCGCCAGCUUACGCGCAAAGAAUUUCCAGAACUACGCCAUAAAGCGUCUGCUCGAAGCCUUCGGCCGACCGCUCUCCCAGCCACUGGCGUCAACGUUAUUCACACACACGGUCUCCUUUCGCAAGGAGCACUUGUCGGACGCGAUCUCGAAGCCACAGCAAAUGAUCCAAGAUAUUAUCGUUCGCAAUUGGGGUGACGACAGGAUCAUUGACCACAGUCCGAGUCAAGAUUGGUCAUAG
Molecule: messenger RNA, 495 nt
Organism: Alternaria triticimaculans
Lineage: Eukaryota; Fungi; Ascomycota; Dothideomycetes; Pleosporales; Pleosporaceae
Exons: 1
Coding region: 1-495 (164 amino acids)
Source: RefSeq, a predicted model, not a curated record